Molecule: messenger RNA, 2519 nt
Organism: Egretta garzetta (little egret)
Lineage: Eukaryota; Metazoa; Chordata; Aves; Pelecaniformes; Ardeidae
Gene: PAK1IP1
Product: PAK1 interacting protein 1
Exons: 12
Coding region: 1-1281 (426 amino acids)
Molecular function (GO): protein binding
Source: RefSeq, a predicted model, not a curated record
AUGGCACACACUACAAAGCCGUUUUAUUGCAAAAGACUAUCAGAAGAAAGGUGGAUGAAGCGAUUUACGAAUCAAAUCGCCUGCGCAAACACUGCUCGACCAAGCUCGGAGGGCCAGCCGCCCCCUUCGCCAUUAAUUCCGCUCCCACGAGGAGCUGGUGGUGGGAAAAGGGAGAAUUUGCCUCCAUCGUCCACGGGAUUUGUCUCUGUGCAGAUACUUUUGCACGUACAGCUUCAUCCCUGGACGGUUGUCCCUGAUUUUACACAUCAUGCCCACUCUGCCUCGUUGUCAGCGGUAGCAGUGAAUAGCAGAUAUGUGGUCACCGGGAGCAGAGAUGAGACAAUCCAAAUCUAUGACAUGAAAAAGAAGAUAGAGCAUGGGGCACUGCUGCAGCACAAUGGCACAAUAACUUGUUUGGAGUUCUAUGGUACUGCACAUCUACUGAGUGGGGCUGAAGAUGGACUAAUUUGUAUCUGGAACACAAAGAGAUGGGAAUGCCUGAAAUCCAUUAAGGCACAUAAGGGGCACGUGACAUCUCUUUCUAUUCAUCCUUCUGGGAAAUUAGCUUUGUCAGUAGGAACAGAUAAAACAUUAAGAACUUGGAAUCUUGUAGAAGGACGAUCAGCCUUUAUCAAAAACCUGAAGCAAAAUGCCCACAUAAUUAAAUGGUCCCCUGAUGGAGAGAAGUAUGUGACCGUGAUAACAAAUAAAGUGGAUAUCUACCAACUUGACACAGCUUCAAUCACUGGCACUAUCACAACAGAGAAGAGAAUUUCUUCACUUAGAUUUAUUACAGAUUCUAUCCUUGCCAUAGCUGGAGAUGAUGAAAUUAUAAGGUUCUACAGCUGUGACUCUCAAAAAUGCCUAUGUGAAUUUAAAGCUCAUGAAAACAGAAUAAAAGAUAUCUAUAGUUUUGAAAGAGAAGGACAACAUGUUAUCGUUACUGCAUCCAGUGAUGGUUACAUUAAAAUGUGGAACCUGGAUCUUAAUAAGAUAAAAGAUGUGCCAUCUUUACUGUGUGAAGUCAAUACCAAAGCUAGGCUGACGUGUCUUGCAGUAUGGCUUGACCAAGCUUCAGAAACAAAAGAAAAUUCUGAUAAAGCUGAAACAUCAGUUCAAGCAAAUGAAGAUGAAAAAUCAUCUAUAGUCAGGAAAAACAAAGUUUGUCGGACUGAUAGAAGUGAUAAAAUGGCAAAAAGAAAGAGAAAAAUUGCUCCAGAGAAGCAAAAAUUGGAAGCUCCACUGCAAAAGAAGAAAAAGAAACGGAAUAGCUCAGCAUGAAGGGAGCUACUUUCUCUUCUGAAUAAAAAGUAAAUACUGGUGUUGCUGUAGUUUUUGUAAGGAUGUAAACCUCUGACAGGACAUAUACCUCUGAACUGAUCUGCUGCUUAACAGUAAUGAAUGUUUUUACCCUAGUAAAUUGACUGAUUGUCCUGAGAAAUAGCAAAAGAGAUGGCAACUUUUCCUAAGUGAAUGAGGCAAAAAUAAAUUCGUAAUAUGUAAUGUUUAUAUUUUUAUAUUAAUAAUAGCAUAUGCUUUUUAACUGGCUCUGAAAAAGCCAGCUAAAAUGAUAAAAAUAGCUGCAUCUGUCUCAGUUACAUUUUUGUCUCACUUAAAUGCAUAUUAAAAAUACAUACACUUUUUCAUUUCGGCGUUGGAAAUGUUACUGUUCAUUUGACUUAAAAUACAGUCUGCCUUUGUCAUGCAUUACUUUUCCUACUGUAAGAUGGAACAUGUUAAAAUUACUUAAAAUAUGAUGAUCACAUUCCAUUCAUAUAUUCACAGAAAAUUGUACUUUCUAGUUCCUGACAUGCAGUUAUACAUAGAGUUUAUAAGCAAAAUGUUUGGGUUUUUUUACUGUGUCCAUGCGUAACAAUACAGAGUUUAUAUCAAUAAGGUUUUACUUUCUCUUCCCCCUUCCCAUAGUAUUUUUUCAAGUCCUUGAUCUGAGCUGUACUGUUAAAAAAAAAAAAUUAUCUAAUAUUUGAAAUGCUUGUCAUGCUGAUAAAAUGUCACCUGCCUGUUUUGCAUGUAAACAAAAAGUGAAUUCCUGACCUUCUCAGUCAGUGGGAACAGGAUUUUAUCUUGUCUUAUUACAAAUACACAGUGGGAAAACCAAAGAUGAGCUGGAAAGAACAAGGUCAAAUAGCUGUACUAAAUGUUCUUUUUAUUUCUUUUAAAGUACGGCAUUUUAAUCUUGUUUUCUGCACUACCAGAGUACUCAUUAUUUUUUCUGUUUUAAAAGAGUAAUUGGAAUUAUGCUUUAUUCUGAUUCACUUUAGUAAUAAUCUGUUCCUCCUUAUUUGUGUAGCAAGAGAAAAGGUAGAGAAAAUCAGAAAAAAAGAUUGAGCCAAAUCUGCAGACAGGAAUGCAGGCUGUCUUAGGGAUGUAAAAUAGGAUAUUAACUCCAGCUCAUCUCUGGAUGCUCUGACACUGAAACAAAGCAAGCAUCAUCGGUGCUGUUACGAGAUUGUUCAUGUGGCAAUGGCAGUGUUCUCUUGGAGGUGGGUGUCUGUAUG